Penicillium diatomitis is the source of this 411-nucleotide messenger RNA. RefSeq lists its product as uncharacterized. The annotation marks the transcript as partial. The record is from RefSeq and is a predicted model, not a curated record. The transcript has 2 exons. Lineage: Eukaryota; Fungi; Ascomycota; Eurotiomycetes; Eurotiales; Aspergillaceae.
GCCGUCCCUGCCAAUGCUGCGUUUCUUUGCUACACACGACUGUGGAGCUCACGCUCCCAGUCCUCGGCUGUUCUGGGCUUCGUCCCAGCCACGAGAUCAUUUGCAAAUGAGAAAUUCGGAGGAAUCUUCAACUACCCCAACCCGCCCUCUCUUCGUGUUUCAUGCGCGAAGUCCGAGGGCCGGUACUGCCCGCGAGGGCCUGGUGUGACCUACUCGACACACUUGCAUUCGGCAUCAGAAACAUCGGGGGACCCGGGGCCCGGCUGUGGCUUCCUCGGAUGUUGCAGCUGCUGGUCUCGAUACCCUAUGGGAGAGUCGGUCAGUGUUAUCUUUCCCCCUGCUCCCUGCGAUGCCUUUCGUUGUACUGCGCAGCGGGAUGUGGGUCUGGAAAGGAUUUUCUGUCGGUGGUGA